Biomphalaria glabrata is the source of this 3403-nucleotide messenger RNA. Its product is annotated as early growth response protein 2-like. The record is from RefSeq and is a predicted model, not a curated record. Lineage: Eukaryota; Metazoa; Mollusca; Gastropoda; Planorbidae. Gene Ontology annotation, biological process: regulation of transcription by RNA polymerase II. Gene Ontology annotation, molecular function: DNA-binding transcription factor activity, RNA polymerase II-specific; RNA polymerase II cis-regulatory region sequence-specific DNA binding. The transcript is spliced from 2 exons. The coding region runs from base 109 to 1776 and encodes 555 amino acids.
GCCACUCAGUUCACACCGGUAGUAGACUUUGUACAUUAUUGUUGACACACUGUUAUGAUUUUUCUUUCUGAAAUUGAUAUUUGAAUUCAAGUGGAUUAAACAUUCGUAAUGAUUAUGGACACAGUGGACGCUUUAACUCCCAUUGGCUUUGGGGCUGAUUACGGGAUGCCUAGCUUUAGCUUUGAUCUCCAUACUGAUGGAAAUAUUCUUAGGCAGACUACGGACGCACUGGACGAUCAAGGAUUAAAUACUCCUGUGACAAAAAAUUCGGAAGCCACAUUUUUCGGAUCCGAUUCUCUAGAGCCCCCGCCUAUUACAGCAACUGCAAGCAUUUUUGCAUCAAUAAAUUUUGCUGACAGAGGCGGUGAUGUCAGUCAAACAAGAAUGCAGACUAUGCAGUCUGCUGGUGCUAAUACUACCCACACGACGAUCACAUACAAGGGUACACUUGUCACAACUGCAGUUACGCCAAGCUCUACACAGGCAGACGCCCCACCUGCCAACUUUGCAAAUUUAUUUACCCCCUUGAAUCCCUUCUUUGCUUUGCUGUCACAAGCCAGGUCACAGACCCAGCCCUUCACAUCCAGCCCGAUGCGCCCUUCCCUACCAGAGUACGAAUUUAACAUUCAGAUACCUCCAACUUCAAGUGAACAUAGUCUGCAGCCAAAGCCAUCUCCCAUCUCUGUGCUCUCUCCACAAUCUCAAGGCCCUGUGGCUGAAUCAGCAUAUCAGGAUGUAUCGGACCAUUAUUCUUCAGAUUUUGUGUCUCCGCGAAGCUCAUGCCAUUCCACACCCGAGCCACAGCUUUCAAUGAUGAGUGAAGGCCAAACUCAUGAGGAGACCUACACCAACCCUCCUCCACCCUACUCUCAAUCUCUACCUAUAUCUCUACCAAUGGACAUUGACAUAUCUGAAAUCCAGAUGAAGCAACCCCCAACCUACAGCAGCUCCUGCACUCAGCUAGUUCAACAACAAACAGACAUACCACAGAACUUUUUAAGCUAUCCAUCUACCUCUCUGGCAGAUCAAGUUUUUCAAAUGUCUGAGUUAGACAGCAAAAAUCAGAAAUGGUCAAUGGGACCUUCUCAAACUCAGCUUCCAGACUUCAGUGCUUUGCAAACUGGAGCUUCCUCUCACUUUCAACUGCCAAAUAUUAAAACUGAACCUGAAACAGAAUCAUUAGACUUUUUGCCAACUACAGGUAUUGACUUUGGUGUGGAUGCUCCAGAAACAUCUGGACUCCCAUCAGUCCUGAAUCAACCAUACUCUCAAAGUUCAUUAAAAUAUUUACCGGUUAAACCUAGGAAGUAUCCCAACCGUCCUAGCAAAACACCACCACAUGAACGACCUUACUCUUGUCCUAUUGAAAACUGUGAUCGUAGGUUUUCUAGAAGUGAUGAACUCACAAGGCACAUCCGCAUACACACUGGACACAAACCUUUCCCAUGUCAAAUUUGUGGACGCUCUUUCAGCCGCAGUGAUCAUUUAACAACACAUAAAAGAACCCAUACGGGGGAGAAACCUUUUUCUUGUGAUGUCUGUGGGCGCAAGUUUGCACGAAGUGAUGAAAAGAAAAGGCACGCCAAGGUUCAUUUGAAGCAACGUAUCAAGAAAGAUGCUAAAUUAUUAGCAAGCACAUCAUCAUCAUCCCUUCUAGCUUCACAAUCAGUAUCAUCUUCUAGCAGUGUAGACCCAUUAGACAGUAUCGUUAGCACUAUUCCAUUGGUUGUGACUUCAACAUCUUUUGUGGACUGCCCCACCACAACAUCACUAUGACUCUUUUAAUAAUUCCAUUCAGAACUAUAUAAUGUGGUGCUAGCAAAGUAUUAAACCCAAUGAAACACUCUUUUACUUAAUGUGAAACUGACGCUCAAAGAAUGAAACAGAUUUUCUUAACUAAGUUCAGAAAUUACAAAAAGCUAGUACAGUUGUAUACAUUUUUACUGGAAAUCCUGUCAAUGUCAAUAUCUCUAUUCUCCUACUCUUCUUAGUAUGUUUUAAUAAUUUAAUCUGUCCCUUUCAAAAGACAGAAACACACUUUGAAAAAAAAAAUUAAAAUAAUUCUUCCUUUAUUUUGUUGACAUGUUACUUAUUUCUGAUGAACCAUAUCUGUGAUGAAUCUAUUCCUCUUACAUUUUUCCCAUUCUUUUUUUUUUUUUUAACUAGUAGAUAAAUGUUUGCUUAAAGCUUUAUUAUCCUUGUGAUUAAAUGUGAUUUUCUUUCUUUAAAACCGGUUUUUAUAUAUAUAUAUAUAUAUAUAUAUAAGUGGAUGCCUCCUAAGUUAAAAAAAAAUCUAGUUUAAAGCAUAAAAUAAGAAACCUUUUUUUGACUUGAACAAAAAGUUAAAUAAACAUCACCAUUUUUUUUUAUGAAAUAAAACUUACAUUUUAUGUAAGGCAGCAUUAUUUAAAUACCAACUGCUACAUUAGCUUAGUAUUUAGAUUGAAUUCCCUAUCCAGUUAUUCAGUUCAUUCUAGUUUUCCCCUUGUGCCAUAUUGACUUGUUUGUUUUCUGUGUUCAUAAUGUGUUCCAGGGCAUACACAGAGAAGGACUACUUAAUGUUUUUGUUCAUUAUGUUUUGUUUUCUCUUCAGUAGAAUGUGAUGAAAUGUUUUCAAAUGUAUUUUAAGUUCCGCUGGUUGGUUCUUUCAUAUUUCACAGAUUUAUACAGACUUGUCUAAAAAUAAAUACUAUUUUGUAUGUUGUUAAAUGUGAUUUUUUUUGUUGUUGUUUUUUUUUUAGCAUUAUUUUUGCUUCAAUUUUUUUUUCAAUGUAGAGCAUUUUAUUGUAUCAUUGUAUGUAAAUCAAAAAAUUCCUACUUACUGUUAGAUAUGUUUUGAUAUGAUUCUCACUUUAAUUGCUUAUUAUUAAAUGCUAUUUAUGUGAAUCUGAUUUUUUCUGUUUAUAUCAGCGUUUCUUCACAUCAUGAUUUGUUCGAAGGUCUUUUUUCAUUUAUUUAAAAAAAUUUAAUGAGAAUUAAAACAUCUUCUUUCUUCAAAUUUUACAUUUCAAAUGUAGAUUAAAAUAAUAAUUUGGUAGUAGGAAGAAAAUCUUUCAAAAGCCUUUGAACACUUCAUUCAGUUUAAAAGUUCAUGUUGACACCGCACGAUUUUUUAAAGUGCUUCGAAAGAAAAAGUAAAUCUUGGCCUAAUUCUGUAUGUACACCGUAUUCUGCUUGCAAUAUUUUUUUUUUCCGAGAUGGAAUGUGUUAAACUGAUCUGUACCGAAUGUGUCCACAUGUAUAACUAGACGGAUAAGUACGCUUGUUUAUGCUACUUUGAUUUGUUGAAUUAGGUAAACACACAAUUCUUUGUUCUUGCUGGUUGAGAAAAGAUUCUAUUUUAUGAACAGUAUGGCAUACUGCCAACUAUUUGAAAAAUAAAAAAAAAUAUGAUGACAUUUUA